Molecule: messenger RNA, 2349 nt
Organism: Aspergillus wentii DTO 134E9
Lineage: Eukaryota; Fungi; Ascomycota; Eurotiomycetes; Eurotiales; Aspergillaceae
Product: putative beta-glucosidase
Exons: 10
Coding region: 1-2349 (782 amino acids)
Biological process (GO): glucan catabolic process
Molecular function (GO): beta-glucosidase activity
Source: RefSeq, a predicted model, not a curated record
AUGAUUCCCAGUCUACUAUCAAAAGGGCUCCUGCUCCUGCAGCUCUUUUCCCUAGCUGCAGGGAAGAAUGCCUCGGACUCUAGCACUCCUCGCUACAAAGAUGCCAGCGCUCCAGUAGAGGAGAGAGUUACGGAUCUCCUGGGGAGGAUGACAACCGAGGAUAAAAUGGCCCAAUUGAUCCAAGGGGAUAUCACGAAUUGGAUGGAUGGCACCACUGGAGAUUUCAAUUACACUGGCCUGGUAGAGAAUAUGGAAACAAAAGCUGGAAUGUUCUACGUUGGAUACCCUGUUUCCUGGGAUUGGAUUGCAACCAAUGUGAAAAAAGCACAAGACUACCUGCUCGAGAAUACAAAAUUGGGUAUUCCUGCGCUUGUUCAAACAGAGUCCAUCCAUGGCUUCUUGAUUGGAAAUGCGACUAUAUUCAAUUCGCCUAUCGGAUAUGGAUGCUCCUUCAACAAAGAGUUGGUUGAAAAGAUGGCCAAAAUAAUCGGGCAGGAAGCCCUUGCCCUCGGUGUCAAUCAGCUCUUUGCGCCUGUCGUCGAUCUAGCCCGCGAGUUGCGUUUUGGACGUGUUGAAGAAACGUUCUCCGAAGAUCCAUACCUCGCAGGAGAGAUUGGUUAUUACUACACCAAGGGACUACAGAGCACGAAUGUCUCCGCUACAGUCAAGCAUUUUGCAGGAUUCAGCAAGCCCGAGCAAGGUUUGAAUACUGGUCCAGUUCAUGGAGGUGAACGAGAACUUCGCACAACUUGGUUGCCGCCCUUCAAACGAGCAAUUAUAGAUGCUGGCGCAUGGAAUAUUAUGAGUGCUUACCACUCAUAUGACGGUAUUCCCGCAAUCUCCGAUUACCACACUCUUACAGAGAUUCUGAGAGAAGAAUGGGGCUACGAUUACUGGGUAAUCAGCGAUGCAGGCGCCACUGACAGAUUGUGCACGGCUUUCAGACUUUGCAGGAGCUCGCCGAUUGACAUGGAGGCUAUUACCCUCCAGGCUUUGCCUGCUGGUAAUGAUGUCGAAAUGGGAGGCGGUUCAUUCAAUUUUCAAAAGAUUGCUGAACUGGUCGAGUCCGGUAAGCUUGAUGUUGAGGUCGUUAACACGGCUGUGAAGAGAGUUCUCAGGGCCAAGUUUGAAAUGGGCAUCUUCGAGAACCCAUACCCCGCUGCUCCCAAAUCCGACUGGAACAAACUUAUUCAUAGCUCAGAGGCUAUUGAGCUCGCAAGGGAGUUAGACAAAGAAUCCAUUGUCCUGCUCGAAAACCAUAAUAAUACUCUUCCGUUGAAGAAGAGCGGCAAUAUUGCCGUCAUUGGACCUAUGGCACAUGGUUUUAUGAACUAUGGUGAUUAUGUCGUCUACGAGAGCCAAUAUCGUGGAGUCACUCCUCUGGAUGGGAUUAAAGCUGCCGUUGGAAACGAAGCCCAAGUCCACUACGCACAAGGGUGCGAGCGAUGGAGCAACGACCAGUCUGGUUUCUCGGAGGCCAUUGACGCCGCUAAGAAAUCUGACGUGGCUGUUGUUGUAGUCGGUACCUGGUCAAGAGACCAGAUGGAAUUGUGGCAAGGUAUGAAUGCAACAACAGGAGAACAUGUCGACGUGAACAGCCUAUCCCUCGUUGGAGCCCAGGGCCCUCUAGUCAAGGCUAUUGCAGAUACCGGGGUUCCAACAGUUGUCGUCCUAUCCAGUGGUAAACCCAUAAGCGAUGUCUGGAUCUCAAACUCGACUUCGGCUCUAAUCCAGCAAUUCUACCCCUCUGAGCAAGGUGGAAACGCCCUUGCUGACGUCCUGUUCGGCGACUAUAACCCCUCUGGCAAGCUCUCCGUCAGCUUUCCUCGGUCUGUCGGUGACCUGCCCAUUUACUACGACUAUCCCAACUCUGGCCGCGAUAUCACGGACUCGGGCUAUAUCGAAACCGAUGGAACCCUUGUUUUCGGUCAUCAAUACGUCCUGGGCAAUCCAAACCCGUGGUACCCCUUUGGCUACGGAAAGAGCUACUCGACUUUCGAAUACGGAUCCGUCAGCUUGGACAAGGCCAACGUAUCGGCCUCGGACACCGUUACAAUCAGUGUGGACGUCACCAACACGCACACUGAGCGUGAAGGCACAGAAGUCGUCCAGGUGUAUAUUGUGGAUGAAGUAUCCUCGGUCGUUAUACCCAAUAGGAGAUUGAGGGGUUUCGAAAAGAUUGUUAUUCCCGCUGGAAAGACCAAGACAGUUGAGAUCUCUCUGCAAGUAGAGGACCUGGGGUUGUGGAAUGCGUCAAUGAAGUAUGUGGUAGAGCCGGGUGCUUUUAUGGCUCUAGUUGGAAGCAGCUCAGCUGAUAUCCGGGGGAAUGCGACGUUCUAUGUGCAGUAG